Nematocida ausubeli is the source of this 2079-nucleotide messenger RNA. RefSeq lists its product as uncharacterized. Gene Ontology annotation, molecular function: RNA binding. The record is from RefSeq and is a predicted model, not a curated record. Lineage: Eukaryota; Fungi; Microsporidia. Bases 1 to 2079 code for a protein of 692 amino acids. The transcript has a single exon.
AUGCACCAGAUGCACAGCUCUUUUGAUAUGAAUAAGGACACGACUAGUUACAACAGUAAUACACCCAGCAUGACUAAGUACAACAGGGGCAAGGACACGACUAAUUAUAACGGGAGUACUAAUUACAACGGGGAAAGUGCCUUGUUAAAUAAAAAUAACAAGGACAGCAGUACUAGUACUAAUUACAACAGUAAUAUUAGUACUAGCUAUAACAGUAAUAUUAGUAGUAGUUACAACAGUGAAAGUGCCUUGUUAAAUAAAAAUAGCAAGAGUACGACUAAUUACAACAGUAAUAUGACUAAUUACAACGGAAGUACUACCCUAAAUAACAAUAAUACGACUAACUACAACAGUAGUACCCUUCACUUCUUCCUUUUCUCUUCCUCCCCAGAUACAUAUCCUACUAAGCUGAUUAACCUCCUGGAACGAAAACUAUUCCAGAAGGCAUCUGUGUCUUAUACGCAUAUUAAGGAAUAUACUACAAAAGUGUCCGUUAAAUUACUUAAAAAUACAGUUAUAACAGAUAUAUUAACUGACAUUGCAGAUAUAUCAUUUAUUUCACUGUAUAUACACGUACCCCCAUACUUACUCUCUGAUGAAGACACUUUCCUGUGCGAAUUAGACAAGAUAUCCAGGGUACAUUCUGGGUCACUGGAAUAUUCCGUACUAAAAUCAUAUUUAUCCGUUAAUAUAUCAGAUAAUUACAAGAAUGCCUUUAAUAUACGCACAGAUAUAUUUAGACUAAUGGAGAAAACCCUUAACAGGACACCUGUCUCCAUAAAUGCACCUGUCCAUGGGGGAAAUCUGCUGAAAACUGGGGCACAUGUGUACUUUGAGAGUAAAAUACUAAGUACAAAGGCAAUUAUAGCAUACCCUUCAUCAGAAUAUGUUAGUGCUUCUAGUUUAUCUGAUAAAUUAUAUGAUAAGUUAUUGACUGUUGAUAAAAUAUCACUGUUCUAUGCACUAACCCAUUUAAGAACUGACUUAGAAGAUAUUCUGGUCAGGAAUGAGUCAUACAUCAUGGAAAUAUCCCAUUCUGAUGGAACAUCCAUCUUGCAAGUCUCUGGUUUCUGCAAGAAAUCCUUGAAUGAAGCAAUUAUUCAGCUGGAAAUUCUUUUCAUCUCCAUUGUCACUAUGAAAAUAUCUGGGAUUGACAGAUUCUGCGAUGCAAAAGUGUUCUUGUUCACGGGACCACAUGAGACCCGGGUAAUCGGGAGAUCGUCAGAAAUCAAGAAGAUCCUUCGAGAUAUUGAUGCAUCCUGCGAGAUAUCCGUGUACAUCCCGGAGACAAUUGAAGAAUUCAUAUGCGGCAAGAAAAAUGGUAAAUUACACAAAGUAUCCAGAGAGAGUGACUGUGCACUUUCCAUACAGCGUGAUAAAUUACUGGCAAUUCUGAUUGAAGGAAACUCAUCUAAUGCUGAAUUUGGGCUGAAAAUGAUCGAAGAUGAAAUUCCCACUGAAUUCGGGUUUUACUUGCACGAAAGACACCAUAAAAGGAUAAUAGGAUACGGAGGAAAAUCAAUACAAAGAUUAAUGAAGAAGAACGGGGUCUACAUUAAAUUUGAAAGUGCGACAGAAUCAGGUAAUAAUGUGAUCAUCAGGACACCCACAAAGAACAAAGAGUCUUUAUAUAAGAUGUACAAGGAUGUCAUGGACCUGGCAGGGGAAGCGCCUUUAAUUGUGCACGGUUCCUGGUACUCCCUCUCUUUCUUUGAUUUCCAUGCACUUUCCUGUGAUAAUUACAGGUUUAGUCUAUCCUGUAUGGAGGUAUUCUGUAAGGAGCCUGUUGAUGUAAAGUAUUAUCUAGUGGAUAGACCAAAUCAUAACGUAAUUUACAAGAUUGGCAGUAAAUUCGUGGUUGCAAGCAAUGAAAUAAUGCCAGGUGACAGAAUUACAACUGAAAUUUGGUCUAACCCAAAUUCCAUGUCCAGGUACUUCUCAUGGAGAUAUGAAGAACCCUUGUUCUGUGAUAAACUCAUAUGGGCAAAUAUUAAUAACCCAAAAUUAAAGGGAAAGAGCUUCUCAGAGUCAUGGGACAGUGCCCCCUGGAGGAGUACAUUCCCAGCACACCAAGGUUAG